AUGGGCUCGCCCACACCUGCGGGGGGGGCGUGGCCGGUGGGGGUCGUGACCCGGAGAAGGGGCGUGUCCAGGUGCGCUGGCCACGCCCCCACCUGCGGGCCCAUCAUGGCGGCGGCGCUGGGAGCGCUGCUGGCGCUGCUCGCCCCUUGUGUCACCCCCCUGCAGGUGACAGUCCCCGACCCCCGCACGGUGGCCCUGCUGUUCCAGCCGGUGCUGCUCCGGUGCCAGUUCCAGGUGGGGACCCCCGGGCCGCCCCCCAUCGUCACCUGGAAGUACAAGUCCUUCUGCCCCUCCCCCGCCUCCGGGGACACCUGGGGGGGCCCCGAAAGCGCCGCCGGGGGGGGGGACACGCUGGGGACCUGCCCCGACUCCGCCAGGACCGUCCGGAUCGUGGCCACCAAGCAGGGGGACGUGGUGACGCUCGGGGACUUCUACCGGGGCCGGGCCGUGACCAUCCGGGGAGGUGCAGAGCUGAGCCUGGGCCCGGCCGCGUGGGGCGACAGCGGCUUCUACAUCUGCACCGUCACCUCCACCCAGGACCUGCAGGGCAACAACGAGGCUGUGGCUGAACUGGUCGUGCUGGGGUCUCUGCCCGAGGGCACCCGACUCCUGCCCGAGGGGACCCUGCCAGACUGGCUGUUCGUGGCCCUGGUGGCCCUGGGAGGUGUCCUGGUGGCCCUGGGGGUGGGGCUGUGCUGGUGCCAGUGCUGUCCCCACACCUGCUGCUGUUACCUGCGCUGCCCCUGCUGCCCCCAGACCUGCUGCUGCCCCGAGGCCCUGUACCUGGCAGGGAAAGCGGCAACGUCGGGGGGCACCUUCAGCCCUGCCCCCCCCACGCUGGCCCUGCAGCUCCUCGGGAGCAGCCAGAGCUCUCAGGUGCCGCUGCUGAGGGACAGUGAUGGGAGCGUCGUGUCAGGCCCCUCAGUGCCUCCCCCCACCGUCCUGCGCUACCUGGAGCAGAAUUUGGCCACCUGGGACCCCGCGGGGCAACCCCCCCACUGGAGAGCAGGACCCCCCUCGGGACCUGCCCCCAGUGACAUCAGCUCCUUGCACGAGGCCUCCUGGACCCCCGGCGCCCCGGAGCCCCCGGAGCCCCUCAACCCCGCCCCGACGACCCCGGAGCCCCCAAGGGGCCCCUGA
Messenger RNA from Myiozetetes cayanensis, 1140 nucleotides. RefSeq names its product lipolysis-stimulated lipoprotein receptor-like. The record is from RefSeq and is a predicted model, not a curated record. Bases 1 to 1140 code for a protein of 379 amino acids. The transcript has 9 exons. NCBI's taxonomy places the organism in Eukaryota, Metazoa, Chordata, Aves, Passeriformes, Tyrannidae. Gene Ontology annotation, cellular component: membrane.